Molecule: messenger RNA, 717 nt
Organism: Chlorella variabilis
Lineage: Eukaryota; Viridiplantae; Chlorophyta; Trebouxiophyceae; Chlorellales; Chlorellaceae
Exons: 5
Coding region: 1-717 (238 amino acids)
Biological process (GO): L-cysteine catabolic process
Molecular function (GO): cysteine dioxygenase activity; ferrous iron binding
Source: RefSeq, a predicted model, not a curated record
AUGGUUCUCGCCCCCGUGGAGGAGCUGUGUGCCGCCCUGGCGCAGGCCUUUGAGGCGGAGCGGGAGCUUGGGUACGAGAUCAACUACCGCGACCAGCCCCCCGACUCCUUCCAGCGCCUGGACAGCCGAGUCCGCGGGGCGCUGCAGCAGGCCUUCAAGACAGGCGACCUUGCGGCCUUCCAAGCGGGAGGCUACAUCAAUUUCAGUUCCGACCACUACACUCGCAAUCUGGUGGCUGCCAGCGACGACUACGAGCUCAUGGUGCUUUGCUGGCGCAAGGGCCAGGGCAGCCGCGUGCACAACCACGCCGCCGCCCACGGAUGGGUGACGGUGCUGGGCGGGCGCGUGGAGGAGACGAGGUACUCGAACCCAAGGGCGGGAAUGGAGGAUGACAGCGUGCCCACCAGCCCCCGCGAGGGACCCGCCGUGCCGCCGCCGCUACCGGGCGUCCUCGGCGCCGUCACGCCGUGCCCCCAGCUGCGGGAGACGGGGCGUGGCGUGGCAGGCCCCGGCAGCAUCCUGUACAUCAACGACGGCCAGGCGCUGCACGCGGUGCGGUGUGCCGACGACACCGACCUGGAGGAGGGCGCCGUCACGCUGCACCUGUACGCGCCGCCCGUGAGGCGCGUCUUCCUGUACGAGCCCGACCAGGACCGCGUGGUGCAGCGCGUGCCUGGCUUCUUCUCCCGCGGCGGCGUGCGCGUCGCAGAGCCCUGA